CCCCGCAGGUGGGGGCGCCGCGCGGGGCCCGGGGUGCCAUGGAGGAGCCGCCGCCGCCGCCGCCCGCCUGAUCCCCGAGGCCGCCGGCACCGAGACAAAGAGCGGGGCUGCGGCCGCGCCCGCCCGGCCGAGCCAUGGUGGAGCCGCCGGCCGAGCCUCCCCCGCAGCCCUGCCCGGCGCCCGGGGGGGCAGCGGGGGGAGAGCCGGCCCGUCCUGGAGAGCAGUCGCCGCUGCUGCACCUGGACCUGUACAACUUCGACUGCGCGGCGGCGGAGGGCAGCCGGUACGUGCUGACCAGCCCGCGGUCGCUGGAGGCCUGCGCCCGCUGCGCCGUGCGGCCCGUGGAGCUGCUGCCGCGGGCGCUCGGGGACCUGCUGAGAGAGGCGCCCGGGCGCUCCAUGCGGGUGGCCGCCGGCCUCUACGAGGCCUACGAGCGGGAGCGCCGCCGCAAGCUGCAGCAGUGCCGGGAGGAGCGGGAGAGGAUUAUCCGGGAGGAGAAGAGGCGGAUCCUCGCGCCCCUCGGCAGCCUGCCGCCUUCGCCCGCCGCCCGCGUCUCCUCCCGGGCUGCGGCCGCAGCUGCCGGCGGGCCCCGGACCCAUGGCGGGGGGAGGGCCAGGCCAUCGAGGGGUGCCAAGGGCAAGAGCCACUCCCUGGACUCGUUGCAGAAGCGCCGCGAGGGUAGCUGGGGCAAGACCUCCUCUGAGUCGGGUGCUUCGUCGUCCUACAGCGGGGAGAGCCUGCGGGAGCGCGGGGGCAAGGUGUGCGGCCGGGGUCGGGGGGUGGCCGCCAAUGGGACUCUGCUGGGGCGCAGUUUCAGCCUGGGCGACCUCAGCCACUCACCGCAGACUGCCCAGAAAGUCGAGAGGAUCGUCAGAGAGGUGAAGAGGAAGAAGGGUCUCUCAGAGGUGCCAGAGAGAGACAAGAAGAUCGCGGCACUGAUGAUCGCCAAGCACCAGGAGGCCAGCCUCCUGCGGGAGCAGCGGCAGGCAGCUCACCUGCAGUGGGACAGCCAGCGGCGCCUGGCCGAACAGCGAAAGGAGCGGGAGGAGAAGGAGAAGCAAAGGGCCCUCCUGCAGGGUCAGCGGAUGUGGGAGAGCCAGGUGGAGAAGCGUCGAGGGAGACUGAACCAGGAGCAGGAGGAAGCUGCCCUGAUGAGGCAGAAGCAACUCCUGGUGUGUGAGGAGAGGUGGCGGGAGCAAGCGGAGAAGCAGGAGCGGCUGCGGAGGGAGAGGCUGGAGCGGGCCAUCAAGGAGGACAAGCAGAAAAAGCUCCAUCAAGAGCUCAACCUGAAGGCAAAGGAAGAAGUCAAGAAGGAGCACCAGGAGCGAGAGGAGCAGCUCCUGCAAGAGAAGCUGUCCACAGCUGCACAGAAGAGGCUGAAAAAGGAGGUGCAGCUGCAGAAGGAAAAGAGACUGUUCAACCAAGCAGAGAAGCUGAAGCAUGAGGCCUUGCUCAAGGAAUUGGCCAAACAGGAGGCAGAAGAGAAGGAAAUGCUGAAGGCAUCCCUGAAGAUGAGUUUGACAAAGGCUCAGGAGAACUAUGAGCAGCUUGUGGAGAAAAGGAACCAGGAGCUGAGGGAGAAGGCUAGGCGUGAGGACAUGCAGAUCCAGAGAGCUAAACUGGCAGCAGAGAAGAAAGAAAAAGAGCAGAAGGAGCACUUGGAAGCACUGGCUAGAGAGACAGAGAGAAAGCUCCAGCAUGCUGCCCAGGUGGCUGAAGAGGCUGUCCAAGAAAAAGCCCGCAAAGUGGUCUUGAGCCGCCUGGAAAAGGAAAAAGUGCAGAAGAUGAACAAGCAAAAGGUGGAACAGUAUGAGGACUUACGGCGCAGGGAAAUUCUCCUCUCUAUAGAGAGGAAGCUGGAGAGAAGUGAGCAGAUCUUCAAGGAGAAGAAGACUGUCUUAGAAAAUGCCAGAUCUGUUGCUCGAGCAUCCUUCCAUGUCCGGGAAAGGGUGCGGGAGGAGACGAACAUGCGCACCUUUGACAAGAUGGCCUUUGAAGCAGAACUGCAUGCUCAGCUUAGUAAGAAAUGAAAGAUCUUUUCAUGGAGGAGUGAGGAUGCACCACUGGUUGUCCAUCGUAAUGUGACAGAAAGCUCCUCAGCGUGAGUGUUUAAAAAACAAAACCAACAUCCACCCUAAUUUCGUAUUUUGGGGGAGCAGGGUACCGCACAAAAAUGUGGCAGCUAUUUCACAUACUGUUUUAAAUACAUUUUUAGUUCUGGGUGUGUUUUAAAGACUGACCUCAGUCAUCUUUACAGAGAGGAUGCAGGUUUUUCUGUCCUCCACUCCACAAGCACAUGCAUUUUCGUCAGAGAGGGCUGCAAAAUCCGCUUGAAGCCUCAUAGUUACCAAUUUAUUAUUUACACCGGAGAUGACAACUAUCGAUGCACUCUCCAGCUGGAAAUGCAAACAGAGGUUGCUGACUACUAGAGUCUACUGAAUAAGAACCAAAACCAUCCUAGCUGGUUCUGCCUGGAGUGAUGGGCAGUUCGGUUUAAGUUACAAGACUGCAUUUUCAAAGCUGCUGCAGUCCCAUGCUGAAGGUGAGGAAGGCUGGAGAACAGAAUGCCAUAUACCCUGGGUACCCCUUGGCUGCUGCUAGUACCAAGCUAGGGAAAGCACAGAUCAAAGCCGUGUAAGUAGACAUCAUGAUCAGAGCUGGGCGGAAGCUAUCUGAAAGUGCUCACAAACACAAUUUCGUUUUUGCUGUUUGUAACUGUUACUCCUAUCAAGGUAUCCUCACCUCUCCAAGUUUCUCUUGCUAACAUCUGUAGAUGUUCUUUUGGAGGAGGGAGAAAAGGGGACAAAUUUAUGGACAGUCCACACACUGAUGAGCACUCACACAAGCCACUUGUUCAUUAAGAUAUAAAAAUGAAUGAACCUGUGGAAUCUGGACUUUGGGGGAAACACAGAGGUCACUUGUAAAUGGAAAUCACCACCCUCAGGAAUUCUCAAAACUCAAGAAGACCUUCAGUCACCUUAUCCAAUUUGCCCUAUCUUGAGCAGGAGGUUGGACCAGAUGUUCUCCAGGGUUCUAACCUUAUAGUUCUCAUGAGCUGCAUACAAUGAGACAUUCGCCCAGCUCUUAUCAUCGUCUAGUGAGCAGGGCAGCAUUUCUUUCUCACUGGUGCUAAGAGUUGUAUUCUUAUAUAGAGCACAAGAAAGAAUAGAUGCACAAAAUAAGGUAUGUUACAGAUUCUCUCAGACGAGGAUCAUGUCUUUUUUAUAAGAGUUAAUACUAUUUAGGGAGAACUGAGUCCUUCUGCAAUGAAAUACACCAGAAAUGUGAAAAGCCUACCUGUGCCCUGUGCACAGCAUUCAAGUACAACAGUACUCUGCUCCAGGUUUCCACAUUUACUCUUUGUUGAGUUGGAGUUGCAAGCACAAUCCAAAGCAGGCACUUUGGUUUUUUUUCUGGCUCUGCGUAGCAUCAGCUCUGUGUUCCACCAUCCGUGACGCCGUAUUGGGUUGCUCUGGUGAUAGCAGUCAGACCUGGAUCAUGGAGGAGAAGCAGCAAGAAAAGACAGGAUCUCAUUUCUUUGCGGGUUUCUUUCUCUGACGUACAACAUAGUAGAAGAGCCAACCAGGAGAGGGUUGACAUAUGGCACAGGCAUGCAGUCUAGCAUGCAUAGUUUGCUUACUAGAAUUUCCCAGGAGGUAACAGCAGGUCAGAGCCCUCCUAAAAGGCUUUAAAGAAGCUGUUAAAUUAGCAGUAACAAUAGACCAAAUACACCUUGGUGCCGUGGAAGGCUAGAGACAUUACACAAACAGUGUUGAAAAUUAAGAAAUAGGAUUUUUUUUUAAUUUUAUUUUUAUAGGACUUGAUCUUUGAAUCAAAGUACGAUUGGUGGUGUUGAGGACAGGCAGCAUGAAAGUAGGAAUUAGGGCACCUGAGCAAUGUUUGCUCUGUCAGUCAUUGGUUCACUGUGUAAUGCCAGGCAAGUCCUUAGAGGCUGGACCUGCUGCUAUUGAUAUAAACGGAAGCGGAGUUGAGCUCUUGGGACUCACAGGAAAUAGUAAGACUCUGAUUGGCAAAGCACUUCAAAGACUUUGGACAAAUGUUGCUUAUAAAGUACAAAGUAAUAUUUAUUUAUGUAUUUAUUUAUUUAUUUAUUUAUUUAUUUAUUUAUUUAUUUAUUUGAGUGAUUAUUAAAGUAAAACAUCCCUUGGUGAAAAACAUUAACACCCAAAUCUGGUAACUGUGGAAAGGAUAGCUGCAUUAGUGUUUCCAGCAGGGAGGCUGUUCCCUCACCCUCAUCCUCAAAGCAGCAACUAGAACAGUGAAACAAAUGCUGCUCUAACACUGGACAAGGUCCUUUAAAAAACACAGACUUCUCCACAUGUUGUCCAUGCCACAGUGAUUUAUGUGUGCCCUUGUAGCUCAUAAUUGCAUGCAAAGACCUAGGAAAGAGAUGGCCAGUGGCCCAAAUCCAGCCACUGCAAAAGUGCCCUUGCUUCCCGAUAGCACUAGAGUUGGGAUAAAACCUGCAGUGAGUCCAGUAUAGCCAAUGUUUCAUCUAGUUUGUAGCCUUUGGGGCUGCAGAGCAAGCCUGCCAGCAUGUAUAUGAGGGGUUUUGCUUCCUGUAUUGUUGCACUGGGGUUGAAAUUCGCUGCUUGGUUCAUUUAACAGAGGGAAAAUGGGGAGAGCUGGGAAACAGUGGAAAGAAGGCAAAUGGUGAUGGGUGAAUGAGCAGGCAGCCUCUAACUGGAGGAGCAUGUUUUCCCUAAAGCUCUACUGCGACCUACCUGAAAACUGUCCAAACCUCCCUCUGACAAGGGCAUUUCCAGACGGAGAACAUUCUGCAGCCCAGGAGACAUGUCUUGGCCACUGACUGUAAUUACAUCUGGGGUCCAUCUCUUGCUGCUGACUGAGUUUGACACCUUGGAGCUACAGCUGAACUAAUCAACACAGACCAACAUGAAGGUAAUUGGAUUGGCGAACGAGUGUUCCUAUACUGUGCAGUGUACAGAUCAAGUUUUGAAUGUGAAAUCUAAGAAAAAAUAUUUUUUUUUCAAAAGACA
Taeniopygia guttata (zebra finch) is the source of this 5021-nucleotide messenger RNA. RefSeq names its product coiled-coil domain containing 177 (gene CCDC177). Lineage: Eukaryota; Metazoa; Chordata; Aves; Passeriformes; Estrildidae. The record is from RefSeq and is a predicted model, not a curated record.